Chara braunii is the source of this 1328-nucleotide messenger RNA. The record is from the annotation of a GenBank genome assembly. Lineage: Eukaryota; Viridiplantae; Streptophyta; Charophyceae; Charales; Characeae.
CAGGCAGAAAUCAAUCGCCGGCAGGCAGAUAAGAAAAAGGAGAAAGAAGAAAGAAAGAAAAAGAAAGAAGAGGAGAUGAAAAAGAAGACGUAAAUGGAGGAAGAAGAUCUGAAGAGGAAGCUGAAAGAGAAGAUGGAAAAAGAGUUAGAAGAAGAAUUGAGGCAUAUAGAAGAAGAAGAAGAGGAAAAGGAGGAUGAAGGAGAAAAACUGCAAAGGCGCCGCAAAGAUGUGCCUGAAAGCAGCCGCGCUGGGGGGAAAAGAGUGCAGAUUGCGCCGCUGGACUGCAAAAUGUAUGGGGCAGAGAAGGGUGAAAUUUUUGAGGUGAAGCCUCAAAUUCCUCUUGACCCUUUAGAGGCUGAAUUGCAUGUUGAGUUGAAGAGGAAGGAGGAAGCUGUCAGAAAAGAGACUAGGAGGCAGGAAGUGGCAGCUGAUGUGGAGAAGGUCAGGGUGAGUGGCAGUUCCAGCCAAUACAAUAAGGACAUUGCUGAAUUUGUCCUCCUGCAGGAUGACAUUCAUCAUUCCUAUUUUACUAAUUUAGAGGCUGAACUGCGUGCUGAGGAGGAGAAACUCCGUCAACAGGCACAGACAGUCGAGGCUCUGAAGGCUGAGUUGAAGAGGAAGGAGGAAGUUGUCAGAAAAGAGACUAGAAGGCCGAAACUGGCAGCCGAUGUGGAGAAGGUCAGGGUGAGUGGCAGUUCCAACCAGUACAAUAAGGACAUUGCUGAAUUUGUCCUCCUGCAGGAUGACAUUCAUCAGUCCUAUUUUACUAACUGGGAUGCCAAGAUCACCAGUCCGGAGGAGAGUAUGGCAGAGCAUAGAAAAGAGUUGAAAGACAUCUCCUCUAAACUUCAUCGUCUCUUUGUCCAUCUGCAAAUCCCACCUACUCAGACCGUCCCUCCAUCUCCUGGGCCCUCUCCAGCAGGCCCUCAACAACUCCCACGAUCCAGACCUGCAUCCCCUCCCUCGACACCAAAGUCAACCACACCUUCCCAGCCCUCAGGUCCAUUUGAUAUGCAGCGGCCCAAGCUGACCCCUCCACCCAUGUUCUUUGGCGAGGACCCAAAGGUGGAUGUUGCAGAUUCGAUCACUGCACAACGAACCUACCUGAGUGGGUUCAAAUGUGAUGAGGACGUGAAGGUGAGUGCCAUCCUGGCUCGUCUGGAGAGGACUGCACUGAAAUGGUGCACCUCCACCUCCAGCAAGCAGGGGAUGGAGAUGGUUGAUUGGGCGUAGAGCCUGGGGGUGGCUGGUUUUCUGCAGGCUUUGCAGGAUAGGUUUGCAGACAAGGAGCAGGCCAGGAAAGCAGCAGAUAAAAUUUUGCGUUCGGG